This is a messenger RNA of Suillus plorans, 321 nucleotides long. RefSeq lists its product as uncharacterized. Lineage: Eukaryota; Fungi; Basidiomycota; Agaricomycetes; Boletales; Suillaceae. The coding region runs from base 1 to 321 and encodes 106 amino acids. The record is from RefSeq and is a predicted model, not a curated record. The transcript has 2 exons.
AUGAGCGAGCCCCCACAUACCAUAAAGGACACGGUGCCCAACCCCGCAGCCAACAUUCCUCCAAACCCAGUUCCCCUUGUAGACGAAGUCCCUAGCAAUUCUUUGAUGUGCUAUCUGGCCAGGAAGGAUGAGGAAGAGUAUACUGUCAAGGAUCACUGGGUCCUCAGGAGUAAAUCAGAGGUCCUGAAUGAAAUUUGUAUGAUGGAGAAGAUGGAUGGGAUCUGUGGUGUUCCUCACCUUGUUGAAUAUUGGCUUGUGGAGAUGGAACACGGCGAGGUUGACAAAACAGUGAAGUAUCGUCAAAGGUCCCGCACAGCAUAA